AUGGUCGUAUACCGGAGAAUGCGUACCCCGGCCACCGUCCGUGGGCCUUCUUCGUCCGAGGCGACAGGCCUGUAUUCCUUUCCUUCCGCUGCGGCCUCUGAUGCCUACCGGAUACUUGAUUCUUCAGAUGCACGUAGACGCGACGAUGGAGCCCAAAACCGGUCACACUCUUUGGAAGUUUCCAGGGAAUGGACUUGCGUAUCUGAAGAAGUUUACCCUCGGUUUCCCGCCUUGCGAAGUUCCAAGAGCUUCACGGAAACCGGCUCAGAGAUGACGCCUUUGCGCGACGCCGAACGUGCUUCUCCGUCGCAUCAUCAUCGAUCCUUAAGCUUCUCGCGCUUGCUAGCGAAACCCCAGAAUCCUCCGUCAUUAUUCGCAUUGAUUGACGGCGAGUCACUCCCAGCUUCCAUGGAGGCAUCGGCACAUCCAUUGGCAGAAGAAGCAAAUGAUGGGGAAGGACACUGCGAGCCAGUGCCGUCGAUCCCAUCCUCUGAGCAGGAACAACCUUAUAUUUUGCCAGGAGAAAUUGGACUGAGAUCUACAGAUGCCGCAUGGGGCGAUGAGGCUUUAGGUGUGGAGAAGUGUGGAGAAAGUGAUGAAGGAUUUGCCUGCCUACCCUUUGCGGGACUCACAAAAGGACAGUCCACCUCAUGGGAUUACGAAGCUCAAGGCGGAUCUCCCGCGACUGUCUUAGGCGUCCGAGAUAUUCAGCGUCUCUCAGGAGCAGCGAGACUGCACCUUUCUCUGUUAAGGAAAGGAGAAGCGGAGGGAGGGACUUGUUCAGCUGCAGCCAAAUCAAGCCCUUGGGCUUUGCGAAAAACUCUUUCUACUUCUUCAGCCGACGGCCGACGAGCACCUCCAGGGACGACUGAGGCUACCGCUGAGCUUUUUGUUGAUCUCCUGCAAACGCUCGAGGCAGCUGGUGAAACAAUGACCAAGAUGGAAGAACAGGUUUCCCAUCACGCUAGACGCGCAGAACAAUUAAACGCGAGGCUGGAGAGAGCUGUGGCCCACAAUGACAGCAUGUAUGCAGAAUCUGAACAGCUUGAGCGGCGCCUACGACAGGCGAAAGCAGAGGUGGAGGCCCUUCGGAGCCGAUGCGCAGGUCUCGAAAAGAAGCCUGACUAUCGUGAGCGCUAUGUGGCAAGUGAACGAGGCAGAGCGGAGUUGGAGCGACAGGUGAAGCAACUUCAAGCUCAGGUCGACGUUUUUCGUGCAGGCGCCAUAAAAGAGCAGCGCCAGAGAGAGGAAAUGGAGGAGGAGGUGUCGGGAAUAAAGAAGCGCCUGGAGGAAAAGGAAGAACAACUUCUGCUGACAAGACGGAGUCUGAGAUCUGCAGUUGAGCAGAACAGUCAACUCCCUGGAGACAGCGUGCCCCCUCAGAGUUCCGAACGACGGGGGCGGCGUUCGUACUUUAUCAGUGGAAAACAGCUACAUCUCGGUCCUGGGUUGAGCUUGGCAUCUCCUCGCCAGCUGUAUAGGUCCCCGAGAACCGAAGCUCUCCCUCCGUCUCCUCGGCCCUCUCCUUCCUCUGGCGGAGAGGCGCGCUGCGUCAAGUGCGGGUGUGUCUCUAUUCCUCUGCUGAACGUUGAGGGACUCUCCGGGUCGUUUGCGGACCGAAAGCAGACGGCUCGCCGUCCCCUUUCAUCUGCGCCUUUGAGGGAAGCAGGAAGAGGACAAGGCGACGAGGUCGACGAGGGGCUCAAGGCCUCGAGAGGCGAUACCCACGGCGGACGCGAGAAGGUUGCUAGUCUGAGUCUGGCGUCUGGUGCCUCUUUUUCAACGGCUCCGCCAACGGGACGGGAGGUCCCGGCUGACUCAGACGGAGUCCGAAGUGGCUGCGCCGAAUCUCGUGGGGGGUUUGGGCUCGUCGAAGCUGAAGGCGAAGAAGAAGGGAUGUACGAUUGUGGAAGCAAAGACGAUCAGGAGAACGGAGAGGCUCCUUGUUCACGGCAAGACGCCGUGACUAGGACACAAAGGUCUCUGCCGUCACACUGCAACUCCGGCCGAGUGCAUAAAGCUGAAACAGUGGAAAGACACUCAACGUUUUCGUCCUUCUCGUUCACCGACUCUUUAGGGGAGAAGAGAGGGGCGGACUGGACAGACGCCGUGUCGCCGAGGAGACAUCCACUUGUGGGCGAAGUGUGUCACAACUGCCGGAACGAGACGCGAGGUGCGAGGGGGUCAGGAGAAGGGAGACCGUCACCACUUUUCUCCCAUGUUGGGGAGACUGACUCUCAUCGAAGCGCUUCCCUCUCGCUCGGCUCUUCACUUCCCGCUUAUUCGCUUCCCUCUGUUCGAGCUCGAGGAUGCCCGACACCGGCCGCAGGCGACUCUGGGUUCACCAGCAGUCGCGGCGAGUCCACUUGGAGGCGUCUAGCGAGGUCGUCAGCUUCCGCCUCUUACACGCUUUCCUCGUCUCCCUGCCGGAUCGCCUCCUCUGGGUCAGCGCUGUCCUUCGGAUCCGUCUCGGCUUCUCCAGUAGAUGAAGGAAGAGAGAAUCCAAGCAACUCGACUAGGCGCCUCACCAGCUUAUGCGGGAAUGGGAGGACUGCAACGGGAGAGCGUCGUGGAGCAUCAGGCAUGCGUCAGCACACUCCGUUCUCUUCGAUCUUUUCGUCAGGAUUUGUUUCAGACGGAACACUCGACAGAAGAACUGCGAACCAGCCUGCGCUCUCAAUGUUUGAGGAGUUGCUUCAGGUGGGACAGAGCCUGACUGAAGAAGAAGCGAGAAUGAAGCGAACGCUGGACGGGCUUCUCGCAGCUGUCGCGGCGUCGCCAGUGCCAUUUGAAGAGUUAGCUACGAAGGGUCUGUCAAAAGAGUGCCUCUUGAAAAUUCGAAAGCUGAGGCAAAAUGCCCCAAAGAACUCACACGCCACUCGGCCGGCGGGGGGCUUUUUCUCCCCAGUUCUCUAUCCUCUUCUGUCGUUCCUUUUCGAUUCACAGCGACUGCGGUGCAGCGAUACUGGGAGUCACCGCCUGCUCCUCGCGAGGGUCAAGGCGCUGCCUCGUGCGGUUUUACAUUUUCUCCUUGCGGGGUUCUUCAGAGAGAGCGGCGAGACCACACAGGAAAACGAAGGGGACGCAGUGGCAAGCGACGCAGAAGCACCUUCGUCUGCGUCUUCGUCUCCUGCGUCUUCCACGUCUUCGCUGCCAGCUUCGUCUGCUGCCGUGUGGCCGGUUGUCAAGACGCUUCUCGCUCAUGUGCGCCUGGGAGGCCCUGCCUCUCCCAGCGAUGAGUCUACGAGUGCGGGAGGAACCGAGGACGAGGCUGAAUCAACGGGAAGGCGCGCCAUGCGAAGACAGAAGACGCAGCGCGCAAUCGGUGUCUUGUCGUCGACGGGGGGACGAUGUAGUGGCGGAGAAGGUCACGGAGUCGAACAAAACGCAGAUCAUGGGCAAGUGCAGAGAAAGUCAACCGAAGUCGACACUCUCUUUGCUUCUGAACCGGCAAAAAGGGCCGGCCUCGUUCUCCUGCUUGCAUUUCUAGCUUCCACGUUUUUCUCCGCUAUUGAGUUGCCUCUUGGCUCCGCCUCACCUCUCGCGCCUUCGGGACUCUGA
Toxoplasma gondii ME49 is the source of this 3561-nucleotide messenger RNA. RefSeq lists its product as hypothetical. Bases 1 to 3561 code for a protein of 1186 amino acids. Lineage: Eukaryota; Apicomplexa; Conoidasida; Eucoccidiorida; Sarcocystidae. The transcript is spliced from 6 exons. The record is from RefSeq and is a predicted model, not a curated record.